Molecule: messenger RNA, 822 nt
Organism: Lactuca sativa (garden lettuce)
Lineage: Eukaryota; Viridiplantae; Streptophyta; Magnoliopsida; Asterales; Asteraceae
Product: protein FAR1-RELATED SEQUENCE 5
Source: RefSeq, a predicted model, not a curated record
AUGUGGAGACCCAACGGAAAUAUUUUAAAUGAUGACGGCUUUGAGAACAUGACGACGACAUCAUCGUUUUCUACCAAGCGGGUGUUUGAGUCUCGUGAUGAGUUGAUGGAAUGGGUGCAAAACAUUGCAUUCUCUCUUGGUUCGUAUAUCAAACAAUAUGACGGUUGGACCCUCAGGGUGAUAUGUGAUCAACAUAACCAUCCACUUGCACAAUAUAUGGAGGGACAUGCUUUUGCUAGGCGGUUGAAAGAACACGAGAAACAAUUGGUAGCUGACUUGACAAAUCUAAAUGUUACACUACAUGACAUACUCUCGAUAAUAAAGGAGCGCGACGAGAAUAAUGUGUCUACACUAAAAACCAUAUACAAUGAGCGUCUUAAGCUUCGCUCGUCUCGGAAUUACGGAAAAACUCCAAUGCAGGUUCUAAUGGAAAUGUUGAACGAGAAACAUUUUGUUACGGAUUUCUCGGUAAACAGUAUUUCAAAUGAAUUGGAAAAUCUUUUCUUCAUUCAUCCACGGUUGUUGAAUAUAUGGAAGGCAUUUCCACACGUUUUGAUUAUAGAUGCAACAUACAAGACCAACAAAUAUGGUAUGCCUUUUGUUCAGAUUGUUGGCACAACUUCAACCAACAAGACAUUUAGCAUAGCUUUUGCCUUUAUCGUUAAUGAAAAGGAGGAUAACUAUAAUUGGGUGUUAACGUGUCUAAAGUCCACACUAGAGAAGUGCAUGCACCCACAUGUUAUAGCCACAGACAGGGAAUCGGCACUGAUGAACGCAUGUCAACAAGUUUUCCCCGGUGCCACUCGGUUACUUUGUAGAUGA